Molecule: messenger RNA, 2972 nt
Organism: Brassica rapa (field mustard)
Lineage: Eukaryota; Viridiplantae; Streptophyta; Magnoliopsida; Brassicales; Brassicaceae
Product: ras-related protein RABC1
Molecular function (GO): GTPase activity; GTP binding
Source: RefSeq, a predicted model, not a curated record
UGAUAAGUUUCCUGGUUCAGCCUGUUUACAUAUCUCACGACGAGGUCGAAUAGGACGCUCAGGCGCCUGAGUCGAACUUCCAGGUUCAUCACAGGCUUUCCCAAACCGCCUAGACAGCUUUUGACACUUUUUUUUGACAGCAACACCUUCAGCCUUUUCGGCUGGCUUCAGAGGUGGAAGGGAUGAAUCACCUCCUUUAAAGUCUGUUGCUUUGAACUCGUGCCCUUCCCGCAUUCGACGAACUAAGUUAUCUAUUCGGGGAUCGAUUACUUCUUUCUUCCACUUUGGAUCCCCACCUUCAUCUGGGAUUGAAUACGUAACAAUAACCUCAAACAAAGAACACAAACAUUCAUAAGUACACAAAGUUUGAGCGUCUUAACUUCUGUUUUGCAAAUAAGAUAGACAACAGCAUUGUACCUCUCUUUGGGUUUCCACCAGAAGUAUGUCUUCAAAAUUCAGAAGUGCAUUUGUUGAGUCGCAUCCUUCUGGUUCUUGCAAGAAAGAAGUGGUUUUAUUAGGUUCGGGAAUUUUCUCAAGCAAUGAGGGGAUAACUUUAAAAGCAAAAAGUUGCAGCGCCAGAGGGAACCCAUAACACGCUGUUGACUGCUGUUUCAAACGCAGGCGCAUGACCGAAAGGGAUUUAUCCAUUUUAGAAGGAUCAGAAGGUUGAGGUGGUGUCAACCUAGACAGAGUGCUGACGAAUGCCUCUCUCCCCCAUGGAUAUUGAAGAAAUGAUCUGGUGUCUUCCAGCAUCUGGACGUAAGCAGGCGUCACACGAAGAAGUUUGUGACCACAAACCAGGAGCCCAUCUACAAGCGCAAUGAGAGCUAGUGGCAACCGCUUCCACUCAGGAAGACUAGGCUGUUCAAGCAUACGAAGAACAUCUGGUACAGUCACGUCUUCAUCUUCAGUUUCAAACAACUCUUUCCACAUACGUCCAGGUGUGGCAUCGAUAGAUUCUGACCCGUUUCCAACUUUUUUCCUUUCAGGCUCGCAUUUCAGCCCUGUGAUGUCUCCGAACUCACGUAGAGAAAAGCGUAGUGGCUUGUCUGCAAACAAGAACUAGAGCUCAUAUAGGCGCAUCGUAACCAGCUGACGGCUUAGGAGAGAAUGUACAAGUUUCGCAGAGUUUGAGCAGCGCGAUACAGGUAAGUGGAACAGAGCUCCAAACUGACUUCCUAGCAGACAAUUCAUUUCAGGGGAGCCUCUUAGCAACUUCACUAACGAUCCAAUGAUACUCGCCUUUGAAUAGAUGUUCAGUCGAGGUUUGCCAGGAUAGCAAUUACGUGCGAACAGUCUUUCCGGGAAAGUCGGCGUGGUGACAAUAAAUUCCGGCUCGGUGGAUGCAGCUUCGUCUUGUUCAGUGGAUGCAGCUUCUUCUUGGUCGGUGGAUGCAGGUUCCUCUACUUCGGACUCCGUGCUCAUUACUGAAAUACAAUGACCAAAUCCAGACAUUUACCCAACGCUUUAUUUUUAAAAAAAUUUCCCAAAGAAUUUCACAGCGAAGCUUAGCGAAAGGAGAUACCUGCAUAACCAGACGUAGUUUUGCCUUCUCGGGGAAUUUUCUUGCGAUUUGCUUCUUUAUCACUAGUGGAUUGACUACGAGUCACCCUCCUCGAGGGCGUUACACUGGAGGGGGAUACCAUGACGAUUUGGGUUCAGUCGAGGGUGGUUCUUAUGUGAGAAUCUUCUUAUGUUUGGUUCUCAAUUGCAGCUGUUUAGAGGUGGUUCUGGUAUAUUUUGAUGGGAGGUUUUUGUUUUUCUAAUUCUUUUUUAUUCUUUUCUUCUCUUUUUUGAUUUUUUAAAUAAAAAUUUCAAAGGUGGCAGGAUCGUAAUAUCAAGAACCACGCGUAUCCUCUGUCGACAUUUCACAAGUCUGGAAAAAGCGAUUUGCCCUAUUUACUAAUUUAAACUUGAAGUCACCCAACUCCUUAAUAUCAAACUUGCGAUUUGCCCAAUUUGCCAGUUUUUUCUAAAAUAAAACGGCAUCGCUCUCCCUCUUGACGUUAUAAAUUUCUGUGAUUUGUACGGCUUUCUUGCGACCUCUCCGCUUUUUACUCUACUUCGGUGUCAUUACUCAUUAUUCUACCAGAUCUCGAAGAGAACCCUAAAGUGUCUCAAUUUAUUAGAGUAAAGGUUCGGUUUUUUCAAUGGGUUCUUCAUCGGGGCAGCCCGAGUUUGAUUACCUGUUCAAAGUUUUGUUGAUCGGAGACUCUGGUGUUGGGAAAAGCUCCCUGUUGUUGAGUUUCACGUCCAAUACAUUUGAUGAUCUCUCUCCCACAAUCGGUGUGGAUUUUAAGGUCAAGUAUCUUACCAUUGGAGAGAAGAAACUGAAACUUGCGAUUUGGGAUACAGCUGGGCAAGAGAGAUUUAGGACACUAACAAGUUCGUAUUACAGAGGAGCUCAGGGCAUAAUAAUGGUAUAUGAUGUGACACGACGAGACACAUUCAAAAAUCUAUCAGAUAUAUGGGCUAAGGAAAUCGACCUCUACUCGACUAAUCAGGACUGCAUCAAGAUGCUUGUUGGGAAUAAAGUCGAUAAGGAGAGUGAAAGAGCUGUCUCUAAAAAGGAAGGCAUAGACUUUGCCUGGGAGUAUGGAUGUUUGUUUCUGGAGUGCAGUGCAAAGACUCGAGUCAAUGUUGAGCAAUGUUUUGAAGAGCUUGUUCUUAAGAUUUUGGAAACACCUAGUCUUACUACUGAAGGUUCGUCUGGAGGGAAAAAGAACAUAUUCAAACAAAAUCCAGCACAGACAAGCAGUACUUCAUCGAGCUACUGCUGCUCGUCUUAGACGUGACUUUACGGUUGUGACACUACUUUAAAUCUGGGAUCACUUAGUUGUCUUCAGAAAAAAGGUUCUUUUAACUUGAUCAUGCUGAAGAAAUAACUGAUGUAACUACUAGGUGGGAUCAAAAUCAGCCGAUGUUAAAAGUUAAAAUCACAUAAUACAACAAGACGUGUUUUUAAGGGUCUA